This is a messenger RNA of Lolium rigidum, 1665 nucleotides long. Its product is annotated as disease resistance protein RGA2-like. Lineage: Eukaryota; Viridiplantae; Streptophyta; Magnoliopsida; Poales; Poaceae. Gene Ontology annotation, molecular function: ADP binding. The record is from RefSeq and is a predicted model, not a curated record. The transcript has a single exon. Bases 23 to 1504 code for a protein of 493 amino acids.
CCAGGGUUUCAAACACACAUACAUGGAGACAAUAUUUUUUACAACUAUGGCUGAACUUGCCAGUAGAUCCAUGUCUUUCCUCGUGGAUAGAUACCUGAAGCAGAGGGCAGCGCCAACCGAGGAGGAGAGGCUGCGCAGCCUGCAACGACUGCUACUGCGGCUUCGAGUCGUUGUUGAGGAGGCAGAUGUCCGGCUCAUCGCAAGCCAGGCCAUGCUGCAUCAACUCAGCACACUGAAGAAGGAGAUGUACAGGGGGUAUUACACCCUCGACAUCUUCAGUUGCCGAGCUCAUAAUGGAGAAGACAGAAGAAAAGAUCAUGAUGUCAUUUACUCCUUUACCCCAUCUGGGUUCAACCCUGCCAAGCGUGUAUGUCUCUUCAGAGGCAACAGUAGAGGUGCAGGGCAAGCUAAGCUUCUGGAGCAAGUUCUUGGCAGCGUAAGGGACACCAUUGAAGAUAUGAGUGAGUUUGUCAUAUUUCUAAGCAGAUGCCCACGUUUGCACCGGCAACCAUAUAGCAUGUAUCUGCUUCUAAACAAGUGCAUGUUUGGACGCCAGAUGGAGAUGGAACGUAUCAUGUACUUCCUAUUGCAGGAGGAGAGUGCCCCAGGCGCUGGUGAAUAUCUGGCUGUCCUGCCGAUCAUCGGUCCAUCUAAAGUUGGAAAGAGCACCCUGAUCGAGCAUGCUUGCGAAGAUGCAAGGGUGCGCAACCACUUCUCUCAGAUUUUGUGUUUCAAUAGCGAUGAUCUUAAAGCUGAAAGUGUAGAGACCAUAAGAGAUGGAGGUAGAAUCAAACAUCAAAACUGUGGCAUGGGCGGUGGAAGGACACUGAUCAUCAUCGAUCAACUUUUGGAUAUCAAAGAGUCUUUAUGGAAAAGGUUGUAUUCAGACGCUAGAUGUGGCACCGUGAGCGGCAGCAAGAUCAUAGUUGCAAGCCGAUCCGACAAGAUUGCAAGCUUUGGAACCACACAUCCCCUCAGGUUACACUUCUUUACACGGGAAGCAUACUGGUACUUCUUCAAGGUGCGUACUUUUGGGAGCACCAGCGCAGAGGACCACCCGGAGCUCACAACAAUAGCCAUGGACAUUGCCAGGCUGUUGAAUGGAUGCUUGCUGGGUGCGAACAUCUACAGUGGACUACUGAAAGCAAACUUUAACCUCCGUUUCUGGAGAAUGGCCCUUGCAACCCUCGGGAAUAUCCAUCAGAAGAAUGUCCUGCUGUAUGGGGAACGUUUUUCUGAUGCUUGGGAGUACGAGGAGCCGGCAUAUCUCAGGAGAGCGAAGAAAACUUCUUCCGAAUACUUUGUAAUUUUCUCUACUUACCAGACAUGUUCUGCUGAAACUGAAGCUGAAGAUCCGAAGACGAUGAGCGUGCAAGACCUUUUGUUUGGAAGGGUUAGGCCUCCAGCCGAAUUCAAGGUCCGUGCACUGACAUCACACCUGCCGCCUCACUACAACUACAUGUUUAACUGUGGGAUGCAAGCGCUUCCAAAAAGAGUUGAGUAGCAGCUGUGGUUAAUUGUCUAGUCUGUCGUGUUGAAUCCCAUUGGUGCUGUAAGUGGCUGCGUCCAGCGCUUUGCUGGUUCAGUCUCCUGCUCUGAUGUUCCAGUCCGGUCAAUGUGCUAUGUGUUCUGGUAUCCUUGUAUGUUGUGUCCGGUGCAAUUAGC